AUGUAUUUUUUUAUUUUUUCUCUUCUUUUUCUGACGAAAUGCCUGGGCUUUCGGGUUCCUGAAUCUGUCGAUUAUAUUGAAUAUUAUCCAAGAGAUGACUAUUUUUCAAAUGAUGAUAGUAAUUCUGACGAAUUGGACGUGGUUGCCGCUGUUUUUGUAGUUCCUGAUGAGCCGACGAUAUUACCUCCGCGGCCAAAUUGUGGCUGGUGGGGCAAUUGCCCCGGCUACUGGUCUGAAUGGUCUCCGUUGAGCCCUUGCUCAACAACCUGUGGCCCUGGAUUUCGCCAAAAACAACGAGAAUGCAUCGGAGAAGACUAUUACCGCGAAUAUGAAUGUUUUGGCGAAAGCAUCUACGAGCAAAGUUGCAAUUUUGGGAGCUGUCCUGAAUGGACAACCUGGUCAACCUGGUCAGCCUGUGAUGCAAGCUGCGGCCAGGGAAACCGAUCUCGACGGCGCGAUUGUCAGUAUGGCCAUUCUUGCCCUGGUUUACCAUAUGAAUUCUCUCGCUGCACAGCAAUCGAUCCUGGAUACACUUAUUGGACCGCUUGGUCGGAAUGCUCGGCAUCUUGUGGCUACGGUUCAAGAAGUCGAGAACGGAGACGAAUCUGCGGCGGACACGUUGACAUCGAGACUGAUAGCUGCAUAAAUCCUAUAAAUUACUCGUCAUGGUCCCACUGGUCCGCCUGCCCAAGCUGCUAUAAUCAAAAUGAUGAGCCAGUUCUAUCAUCCCGCCAACGCUCUGAAAUCUGUACUCACCGCGUAGACAAGCAACAAAGACCUUGCAUAGCACCUUAUUGCAUCGCGUAUUGGUCGCAAUGGACCGAUUGGGGAUCUUGUUCUACCUCUUGUGGCAUCGGAUUCCGCGAACGAUUCCGCCAGUGCGAGGGAUCUCCAGAUGAGUGCUUGAAUCUUUUUGGAAGCAACAGUGAACGCGAAUCUUGUAACGUCGGCAAUAACGGCAUCUUCACUGACUGGUCGGAAUGGACUCCUUGUAGUAGCAGCUGCGGUAAUGCCAAGAAGUACAGGCGAAGAACUAACUGCGACGAAGAAGACGUUGAGGAAGAAGAGUGCAACAACUUUGUGACCCUUGCUUUUAUUAGUGAGAUUGGAGUAUGGUCCUCCUGGAGUGAAUGCAUUGACGGUUUCAAAUCAAGAACUCGACACGAAGAAUGUUCAACGAAUUCCGAAACACAAAGCGUUCCAUGCGAUGGAUCGGAGCGGCGCAGACCUUGGACCGGAGUCCGACCGGUCACCGAACCCAACUUGUCCGUCCGUGCCCAAGAGGAAGCUUCAGAAGAAAGAGUGAUUUUGAUAAUGGGCGAAAAAUUGAGCGAAGCAUUCUCAAUUUCAUUUGACGGAGCAACCAAAGCAGCAUCAGUAAUCAGUGCACCAUCAGACGACUAUGUUCAAUUUGCUCCUCAUGCUUAG
Molecule: messenger RNA, 1428 nt
Organism: Oikopleura dioica
Lineage: Eukaryota; Metazoa; Chordata; Appendicularia; Copelata; Oikopleuridae
Source: the annotation of a GenBank genome assembly